AAGAAAAAUGUUUUUUCUUUUUUUUGCAGGAUCGGCAGCAGCUGCAGUCCUCACCCUCCGCGACAUGGAGAGGCUUCUCAUUCCCCGCUUCUUACAGACCGAGAACCAGACUGAGAUGAACUCUGACAUCAUCACCGCCUUCCUACCCAAAACCAAGCACUCCAACUUCUCCCAACCCGUCAACUUCACCAUCCAGCACAAGAAGAAAUCAGAGGCUGGCCUGGUGACCUGUGUGUACUGGGAGGGCAAAGACCAGACAGCGGCGAAGGUGGAUGCCUCCGGGGGCGAGGAAGCGGAGGCCAGCCGCUGGUCGGUAAAGGGCUGUUGGGUGGCAUACUCCGAUGAGAACUACACCAUUUGCAGCUGUUCCCACCUCUCCACCUUCGCUCUCAUCCUGCAGAUCGGAGACCCUCCUCCAGAGGACCCCUUCCUGAAGUGGCUGAACAGAGUGUGUGUGACCAUCGGCCUGUUCUUCUUUGCGCUGGCCAUCGUGACCUUCCUCCUGUGCAGCUGGAACGCCAAGAUCAACAACACGGCCCGUCUGCACCUCUGCAUCAGCCUCGCCUCCUCCCACUUCCUGAUGCUCUGGAUGGACCGAUACGUUGACAAUAAGGUGUUUGUUCACACAGUGGCUUGUAAAGUCAUGGCCGGAGUGCUCCACUUCCUGAUUCUGGCCAGUUUCUCCUGGAUGCUCCUGGAGGCCCUGCAGCUCUUCCUCCUGGUCCGGAGACUUUCCAAGGUCCAGGUCAUCCAGAGGGACGGCCUCCCUACACCAGUGCUGUACCUGAUUGGCUAUGGCGCACCGUUUGUGAUUCUGGGCGUGUCUGCAGCGGUGUUCUCUGAUGGAUAUGGUGCCACAGACUCACAGGCGUGCUGGCUAUCGACAGAACGCAGCUUCAACUGGGCUCUGACAGGGCCUGUGGUCGCUCUCCUUGGUAUGAAUUUGGUGCUGUUCUUUGCCACCCUGGUGUGCCUGAGGCCCACCCUGGCCAGCAUGAAGAGUGAUGUGUCGCAGUCCAAGGACACCAGGUUGAUCGUGUUCAAGAUCCUGGCCCAGUCUGUCAUCCUGGGCUGCACUUGGAUCCUGGGCCUGUACCAGGCCAACCUCUUCUUCCAGGUGCUCUUCAUCCUGCUCAACUCCCAGCAGGGCACCUUCCUCUUCAUCGUGCACUGUCUGCUCAACAAGGAGGUAAGGGGAGAGUACUUCAAAUGGCUGUCCUGCUCAUUCAGGAAAUCUGGAAAUGCUGGAACAGCGAAAGACUUUCAUUCCGGUUCAGACAACAUGGACGCCACUGAGGAGCAAGAAAAGAAGUGAUGGUGAAAAGAGGAGAAUAAAAAAAGGAAAGCAAUGGAUGUAAAACAUUAUGCCUUAGAUUAAUGUAUUCAUAACGCAUGUAAACACUAGGCAAAAACUGUUCCAUGCAUCAUGUGUAAGUCCCUUUCUCGUGUCAAGGUUUGUUUGUCAUUGUUUUGUUAUACCCGCCCUUUUUGUCUGGUAAAUAAGUAAGUGAAAAAAGUGUAAAAUAUCCUUACUUUUGAGUUCGAUAUUGUCAUGUUCACAUAAUAUACUGAAUAUCUUACAACUUCAUACCAAUUCAAAGUUAACCCAUUUAGAUUUGAAGAAGAUUAUUUAAUCACGGUAUAGUUCCCAUCUCCUUUGUCCCAAAUCGACCACAGAGCCAAGAUGCAUUGUUUAAUCCUUCAUUCUCUCACAGAAUACCAAGACAACAAAUCCCAUCCUGCUACAUGGAUUACUCCGUUGUUGUUAAUUAUCACAAACAAUGUGUCAAAACACAUGACAAGGGAUGUCCCAUCUGUAUAGGGUUCCGUUAGUAAACUUUUGCUCUGAAAAAACUUGCUUCAAACACUCUGCAAUGCAUUCUUUGUUCCACUCGACAUGCAGUAAACAGCCCUCUUAUUGCAUCCAUAUCGGUAAACAUCAUUCACAUAAUGAUCACUUCCUGUUAUGUGUAUCGAUCGUUCAUCUCGUUAGCAGUCUGCGCUACAAGCCAAUGUGUUCCACUGCGGGAUGUGAAUACAGGGAUGCUUUUGAUAACAUGUCGGUGUGCAGUUGUAUUGCAACAGUAUUGUUUUGGAUACCGGCUUCCCCUGAAAGAGUGCUAGCCUACUUUCUGUUAUCGAACAGGGAAACAACCUCAAAAGCAAAAGUUACCAAAACAUGGAUCUAUUAAAGAAUGGACACUAGUCAUGGGUGAUUCAUGAAUAACUAGUUCUCUUUGAACAAAUCUGUUGUGCGAUCCAACCCUACGAUCCAAAUCUGCGAGGGGAUCGUACAUUUCAUUGAUUCUUUCUUGGAUUUGCACAUGCACAAAAUGUCUAAGAUCUGCUACGUAUGAUCUGUAGUGGAUCGUUCAUUUACUUCCUAUUGAUCACUAUUGACCCUUUUUUAUUUGAUGUUUGUGUAUUAAAGUAGAUCCUCAGACACAGGUGCAUUGUUUUUAGUGUGCCAAGCAAAAAAAGAAUUAUGGUGAUUGAUUUCUUUUUUUUUUUAAU
Molecule: messenger RNA, 2514 nt
Organism: Gadus macrocephalus (Pacific cod)
Lineage: Eukaryota; Metazoa; Chordata; Actinopteri; Gadiformes; Gadidae
Product: adhesion G protein-coupled receptor E1-like
Exons: 9
Coding region: 8-1315 (435 amino acids)
Biological process (GO): adenylate cyclase-activating G protein-coupled receptor signaling pathway; cell surface receptor signaling pathway
Cellular component (GO): membrane
Molecular function (GO): G protein-coupled receptor activity
Source: RefSeq, a predicted model, not a curated record